Molecule: messenger RNA, 1181 nt
Organism: Oryza brachyantha (malo sina)
Lineage: Eukaryota; Viridiplantae; Streptophyta; Magnoliopsida; Poales; Poaceae
Product: psbP domain-containing protein 5, chloroplastic
Exons: 11
Coding region: 1-897 (298 amino acids)
Source: RefSeq, a predicted model, not a curated record
AUGUACGUGGCGAGCUUGCAGUUCGUCUUCUCAACGAACAGGAGGUGGAGCUGGAGCGCGGCUGGCACGGGAGGGCGCGCCGCCCCGUCGGCGGGGAGGAGACGCCGUGCGGCGCUCGUCUCGUGCUCUUCCUCCGUGCGUCCGGGUUCGCGGGGCGGCGGGCUGGAGCUGGAGAGGAGGCACCUGCUGCUGUCCGGCCUCGUGUCUUCCUUCGCGCUCGUCCUCCCGGUUUCAGAUUCGCAUGCUGUUGCCGAGAUAGAUGAAGAUGUGAAAAUGGCUACGGUAGUUGACCAGAUCAAUGCAUAUUCUUUUCUUUACCCAGUUGAAUUGCCACGGAAGAAGUUCAAGUUCAAAUGGGUAGAAUCCAGAAAACCAGAGCGGUAUUCCUCUGCUGCACCACUAUCUCCUGAUGCACGGCAACGUAUUGUAUCAGAGCGAGUUGACAUGAUCCAUAACGUUGUCAUCUCAGUCUCGAUCGGGCCACCAAAUUCACGUUUUCUACCUUUUAAAGACAAGAGCAAGUGGGAUCCAAAAGAUGUUGCUGAUUGCAUUUUGGCUGACAAAUCUUCGCUGAAAGUGACGACCGGCCAACGCAUGACAGAGAGUUCUGUCCUUGAUGCACACUCUUCAGAUGUCGAUGGAGAACCAUACUGGUUCUAUGAAUAUCUAGUUCGGAAAUCUCCUACACAAUCUGCACCGGAACCAAAUCUGUUUCGCCAUAACGUAGCCUGCACUGCCGAACGAGAUGGUUACCUGUACUCCUUGAAUGCUUCCACUCUCAGCAAGCAGUGGGAAUCUAUGGGGCCUUCUUUACAGAAAACAGUGGCAUCAUUUCAUCUCCUACCCCCUACAGAAAACUAUGUUCCUCCUUACAAGGAUCCGUGGAGAUUUUGGUGACAGUACCAUUCUUUUCUUCUUUGUACUGUUUUUCCUUCUAGGUGAUCUUGGAACAUACUAGCAAAAUUUUAGACCGUAUUUUCCUGUAAUAGACGCUUCAGUGAGUUCUGCGUUUUCAGCUCUACAAAGUGAAGCCUAGGAGGAACUUACGGAGUACUUUGCUUACGGCAGUGUUCAGAUACUAAACGUGUCUUUUAAAUCCUUAUUACGACCAGUGUGGUUUGAUCUCCAGAAGACAGUUCAGUUAAAAACGACAACAAGAUCAUUAGCAGGCCAGAAAAAAA